AUGUCAAUCCGGAUUCCGUCGGCUUCCUGGGAUUUUCGCGGGUUCGUAUUUUGUUUCAUCUUCUUCGGCUCGUUCCCGGGAACAAUACGAACACAAGAAGUUACACUAGAUUCGAUUCGGAUUUUCACGACUCACGAUUGGUUCUCGACAAAGCCUACAGUCUAUUUCCAAUGCAAUGGGGAGAACAAGACGGUGUUCCCUGAUGUGAAGAGAACGAAUGUCUCUUACUCUUUCAAAGGCGAAGAAUCUUGGCAGCCACUAACCGAACUUAACGGGACGAAAUGCAAGAGAUGUGGAGUCUAUGAGGAAGACGCCCUUAGAUAUCAUGAUACGUUUGACGAAUGGGAGUUUUGUCCUUCUGAUUUCACUGCCGAGGGUAGAUACACACACCUCAAGGAUAAAGAAUUUGAUGCUACUUUUCUCUGCCAUGGAUGCUCACAAGUCGGAGCUGGUUCGAAUAAAGAAUCUGGCUCUGAGAAGGAAGAAGAAAGGAGCGGGAUGCAUCCUGCGAUUGUGGUACUGAUUGUAGUACUUGUGUUAGGUGUAGUUGCGGUGGCUCUUGUGGUUGGUUAUAAGUAUUGGAGGAAGAAGAAACGGCAACAAGAGCAAGCCCGGUUUCUCAAGCUUUUCGAAGAUGGUGACGAUGACGAACUUGGCCUUGAAGAUACCCUAUGA
This is a messenger RNA of Thlaspi arvense, 675 nucleotides long. The record is from the annotation of a GenBank genome assembly. NCBI's taxonomy places the organism in Eukaryota, Viridiplantae, Streptophyta, Magnoliopsida, Brassicales, Brassicaceae.